AUGCAGAAAUCAGUCAGAGUGGGCGACUAUUUUGAUAAUGAUGACAAUGGUUUAUGGUCGUGGUACCUAACAAACCUAAGAUUAGGUGAUUUCGAAGAACUCAUAGGCAAUCAAUUAAAGUAUACUCUAUUGAAAAGAUUUCUAAAUAGUCAUUUUUAUGGUGAUAACAGCAUUUCUGUGAGAUCUAACAAGAAAAUUUUGUUAGUCUCCAUCCCUGAGAAUGUUCAUGAAGAUAUUUCUAUAUUAGAAAUCUUUCUUAAAGAUUACUUCCACCUGGAAAAGUUAGAACACAUUCAAAUCUCCAAAUUGACUCAUUCACACUGUUACAACCAUGAAAAUCACUAUUUGUUGACGGACAACCUCAAUAACUUUCAAGAUCCUACCUUCUUAGAAUUUGCAAGUACAAGUUGGCAAGUUCAAAAAAAUUCAAAGGCCUUAAAUAACAAUAAUAGAAGUCUAAUACACCCGCCCACAAUAUCUUCAUCAAAGACUUCAAAUGGGCAGCUAAAAUCAAGCACUUCAGAUGAACAAUGGUCAAAUAUAAACACGCAGACUCCAACGGGUACACGAACUAAUACGAAUACGAGAACUAUAACAUCUCCAAAUACAGCUGAUAUAUGCCUCACAUCAGCAAAUAGACAAAGCAAUAAUUAUGCUGUGCCUCAAGACAGUGAAAAUCGAAAUGAUGGAGAGGAUGCAGCGGAUGAUACUACAAGUUCCAUAGUUUUAAACUUUUCUCACUCCCGAGCACUAGAGCCAAAGACCAGUAGACUGCCAAAAAUCUUUCCACCAUACACUAACGAAGAAUACACACCAUCACAUUCUGAAAUAGUAUCAAUAGAUAGUUUUGCUGGAGAAGACGUAUCAUCAACUUAUCCUGGACAAGAUCUGAGUUUAACCACUGCAAGAUGUGAAGAUGACAACGAUCAAGAUGAUGUUGAAGGUCAUUAUAACAGGACGUCAAACGAUCUUAAUGAUAAAAGUACAAACCAAAUAAGAUUAAACAUGGAAAGUUCUGUUAGCUGCACGAGUUGUAGUAGCAGUAGCAGUAGCAGUAUUCGCUACAGUUUAAGUAGUACUAGCCGAGCUAGCCUGAAGCGUGAAAGUGCUGAUCAUACGAACGCCACAUAUGUCUCUGAGUUGUCAAGUAUAACGAGUUCCAUAGAUAAUUUAACUACUUCUACAACCCCAGAAGAGGAAGAUCAUUUAAUUCAUCACAAUUAUGAUGCUCAAGGAUAUGCAUCAAGAGAGGAUGAAGUAGAGGAAGUUGAUGAUGAUGCAGACCUCUCUUCUUCUGACUACUCAGUACUAUCCAUUCUACCCUCGAUCUCAAUCUGUGAUUCACUGGGUUAUUUUAGGCUAGUUUUGCAAUCAAUAUUAAUACAGGAUCCAGACACUAAAGAAAUUUUCACUGCAAUUAGGCAAUCAAACAAUAGACCUACAAUAGCGAGCGUUACAGAUGAUUGGCUGUUGUAUGAUUCAAAUUUUUCAAUGAAUAAUUUACAAAUUCUAACACUUCAAGACUUACUAGAUAUCAAGAGGUCAUUCCCCAAAAUUUUAUUCUAUACAAUGGUUAUCGUGACAGAAUCAGGUCAACAGAUUGAAGAAGAACCUAAGAAUCCUAAUUAUGGAACUAGAGAAGACAUGUUGAAAGAACAACCUCUAAAUUCCGAUUUAUUAUUAUCUCAUGACCCAAAGCAAUAUUUUCCAAAUGCAUAUAAUAACGAUUAUGAUGAGUAUAUUGAUGACGAAGACGAUGACGACGACGCUUCAUUGUCCGAACAGUCGGGCCCACAAAUGUAUAUACCUACUAGAAUGGAAUCUAAUGUAACUACAGCACACCGUUCAAUAAGGACCGUCAACAGUAUUGGUGAGUGGGCGUUCAAUAGACAUAAUUCCGUCACUAAGAUUAAUAAGAGUAAUAGUAACGAAUCGGACGAUUCUGAGAAUAAUGAUGAUAGACUCUCAUCGGAUGAACCUUACCCAAUGACACAAAUAUCCAACUUCAAUACAAGUUCAUCGAAUUUCAGUCAUUCAUUGAAGAAAAAAAAUACUUCCAAAGUUAACUCUAAAAUUAACAACGAAAGUAACUCCAAGAGUGAGUUAAAAAAGAUAAAGAACUCCAUUAAUGCUAUGAGUGCGGUAGAAAGGUCCAAAAGUUUACCAUUACCCACACUAUUGAAGUCUCUGAGCAGCAUAGACAAUAAUACCCAUGGCACCAACAAGGAUAGAAAACGUUGGAAGUUUCAGAUGAAUAGGUUCCGGAAUCAUAAAAACAGUGGUUCUGCAAGUAUGGAUAAAUCUCAACGUUGUGUCAUGAUGUGA
This is a messenger RNA of Saccharomyces mikatae IFO 1815, 2325 nucleotides long. RefSeq names its product Gis4p (gene GIS4). The record is from RefSeq and is a predicted model, not a curated record. The transcript has a single exon. NCBI's taxonomy places the organism in Eukaryota, Fungi, Ascomycota, Saccharomycetes, Saccharomycetales, Saccharomycetaceae. Bases 1 to 2325 code for a protein of 774 amino acids.